UGGAGCCACGGGGGACCCCGUGCGCCACGGCCACCAGGACCCUGCAUGUGUCGUCACGGCGGUUGGCGCCCCCGGCACUCCUGUGGCUCCUCACCAAGCCCCUGCAGAAGCUGGUGGCCAUGAUCCUGGGCAGUUCCUGAAGAAGCUGAAAGCACGUGGAGUGAAACAUCGCACAUCAUGCCAAACGACAACUGGUGACACCCGAGAACACAUCGGAGGGAAAGUAUUUUAAUCGGUGCAUAUUAUCUAUGCAUGGAUCAAAAGCGUAGACAUUAACUAAGGAAAUGGAACAAACAAUGAAAAGCACGCAAAGAAUCGUGGCGAGAUCCAUUUUUGGUAUUGUAACCACAGAACAAAAGUGGAGUACGUUGAUUAUAGAAUGUACACCAGAUAGAGGCAUCAUGCUGACCAUUAAGAAACUAUACUGGGCUUGGGCAGGUCACAUUGCUCGCAGAGGUGAUGCCCUUGGUUGACACCAGUGACCAACUUGCUAAUCGCACCUCCGAUUAGCACGGUUGGCUACGUGUGUUGCGUAAAAGAAGUUCAACAUAAUGACGAAGUGGCAGCCAAAAGAGAGAGCAUGCCUGAGACAACAUCCGCCGUAGAAAAAUAUAACAAUUACAUCGGCUCGAGAAUUGUAGCAUCGCACAAUUGUGUGUAGGCCAUCGUCUGGUUGCGGGCCGAUUUACGACCGACGACGAUCCUCCCGUGCAGGAGCCUCCGCAAGUGGUGGCAGGGCCUCCCGCAAGACAAGCGCACCCUGCUGCGGGAGUGGGCGUCGCGAAACCGCGGGCGGAUCGCGAUGGUGGUGCUCGGCAUUGGGGGCCUCUCGGUGGCAUUCUACGUGACGCACCUGGACGAGACACCGUUGACGGGGCGCCGGCGGCUGCUAAUCUUCAGCUCCGAGCAGUUGACCUGGCUGUCCGAGAUGGAGUACAACGAGACAAUAGAAGAGUACAAGGACAACAUUCUGCCCGAGAGCCACGCGGCUCACAGGGCGGUGGCUCUCGCUGUGCAGCAACUGGUGGAGAGGAACCAGGACGUGGCCCAGGUGGCGAGCACGCCCUGGACGGUCAGCGUGGUGGACCUGCCCAAAGCCAACGCCUACGUGUUGCCCAAUGGACAGAUCUUUGUGUUCACGGGCAUGCUGGAGAAAGUGGCCAACGCCGACCAGCUGGGCAUCGUGCUGGGUCACGAGAUGGCCCACGCCGUCCUGGGACACGCGGCGGAGAAAGCGAGCUUCCUGCACUUCAUAGACUUUUUCUCCCUGGUUUUUAUCACGAUAAUUUGGGCCGUGCUGCCGAGAGACUGGCUGUCAGCGCUGGGGCAUUGGGCUCACAGCCAGGCAAUGCAGCUGCUGCUGGACAUGCCCUACAGCCGCCAGCUGGAGAGGGAGGCCGACGAGGUGGGGCUCAAGCUCGCCGCCAAGGCCUGCUUUGACGUCCGAGCCAGUGUUGCAUUCUGGGAACAGAUGCACACGUCGGAGGAGGAGGGUGUCAUGCUGCCCGAGUGGCUGUCGACUCACCCCUCGCAUGAGCAGCGGGCGGCUCACCUCCAGCGCCUGCUGCCUGAAGCGAUCAAGCUGCGCGAGGCGUGCAAUUGCCCGGCACUCGCCAGCCUAGACCCGCGUCUCAUGCUCCGGAUCCUCAAGGCGGCCAUCUCAGGCCCGGGUGGCCGCCAAGCGGUGGCGCCCGCCCUGGCCGCCGUGCCCAUCCUCCCGGUCGGCGUGGCAACCAUCGCGGAGAAACCAUCGCCGGGCGGAGAUCGCGUAACGUCGCGCCGUGGAACCGGCCCGGAAGGACAGUGACGCACGCCGUACGGACAAGAGGACCGCACAACCAACCCACCUCCUGUACGGUUGAGGACCAAUACUUCACCAUGCUCGUGGGUUCAGUGCUGGCAAGCGAAGCGGUCGCAGUGCUCGGAGGGCUGGUUUUACAUAUCACCCCCUGCCACUGAUGUCAGCCGUGGCCGGGAUUGAACUCGGCUCGCUGGGUCGGUGGCGUAGUGUGCAAUCAACUCCAAGACACCUCCCUCUUCUCCUCUGCCGUGUGUCGGUGCUUUGCCCCAGAGACAAUUUUAAGGAACGUGAAGAUGUUUCAAUGGUGCGCAGUCACAUGCACUCGCGUGUCGGUAUUUCUUGAAAACCAAAAACAGAAAAUCAGAUAACCGAGAAAAUCGCGAUGCUGGUUAAGCAAUAUUUAUUUGAACUAUUUUCAUAAAUGUCUCGUAGAUGUCACGGAAAAAUAGGAUUUUUUCUAAACGUCUUGAGCGUGCGGUCAAAAAUGGGAAAUGAAGGUUUGUUGUGGUGUGGGUUUUUAGCCACAAUUUUUUGAAGUUAAUAAAAAAACCCAGAAUUAUUAUUUUUUACAAAUGUUGACUAAGGUUCCAGGAUUUGUUUUUUUUCCUCUUGUUCUUUGUUUUCUUCUUGUCCGCUGCUGGUGUCUUGGCUGUCCCCGUCUUGGGCCUUGCACCAGCAUUCUGUGCAGCCCUGCACACACAAACAACCCCGCCAUAAAGUGCCUUCUUUGACUCAAAGACAAAUAUACAAUGCAACACUUGAGAGGUGGCUGGGGGUGCAUCGUGAAUAAGGCUGUGCACGUGUCAAAAGGUUUGUACGAUGUCUACAUGCGUGUAAGGCUUCACACGUAACCUACAUACGUGUGCAAGGUGUGCCAUUGUGAACUUCUCGAUGCCAUUAGGUAUUGAACGUGGCCACGGCCACACGGUGUCUGCGAUAGAAGGCUGCGUAGUAGAUAUGCGAGGUGGCCAAGUGGUUCAGGAAAAUAAUUGCUGUGCCCUUGUCAGAAGCUGGCACCACUGACGUCCUAGUUUUAAAUCCAGUACUCCACAAUAUGCACGUCAGACGCAUCAGUGACUUAACGAAAAUAAGUUGGCUUGGGUAGGAUACGUCGCUAGAUGGGAUGGCCGGGACUAACAACGGAGUGGCAGCCGAAGGAGGCAUCGUGCCCCAGCGAACACCCAACGGACACCCAACAUGGAGACGGAGCUGUGGAAUCGGCACGUGUGUAAGUGCAAGAUCGAUUGUUGCAUUGCAGGAUCAUGAGAUGUGACGGUGGCCUGGGGGAGGCCUUCAUCCGGCACUGGAUUGAUCUUGGCUGAUGAUGAUUUCCACAAAAAUAAACCCAUCGUCUUGGGUAGUGCUCUUAGUAGUCUUGCAUCAAAACAAAAUAAACAAUUGUGAUAAAGUUUAACUCUCCAGUGCUUAUUUGGCAGCUGAGGGUUUAAGUUUAGCGGGCACAAAGAUGGGACAUUUAAGAUUAUCUAGCAAACAGCUUAUUACACACAGUGACAUGGCUCUGCUGCCGCUAGGUUCAAGAAUGGAUACGUGCUUUGUUCAAUAGCAGCACAAUUGGGAAUUGAUUAUUAUUUGUAAAUUAAAGUAAGCAAUGAUAACACUACACACAACCUGAACAGAAUUAUGGAUUUUUAUUGCAUCUAAAUGAGACUACAUCUCAGAAUGCUCUACAGGAACAGUAUGCAUAUGUAUUUUACAGGAAGAGGCAGUCAGGAUUCCAGAGCAGGGUCUUGGAGUCUGGACUUGAAUGGGGCAGUGGGGGAGGGUGUUGUAGUCAGGAGGGAGGGAGAGAAUGUGCUUUCUAGACUAUCGGGGUUGGGUGGUUGGAGCAGCCGUGGCGGACGAGUGAAGUCCCACGUUACCUGCCCUGCGUUUUCGUCGUUGCUGGGUUCAGGAUGACCACCUCGUCCUCCUCGCUGUCAUCCGAGCCCAGACUCUUGUCCGCUGAAAAAAAUAUUAAUCAAUUUGAGAGAGAAAAAAUCGUGCGUACGCGUGGAUUCCGUAACGCUAUCCAACAUGCGUUCUUGGAAAUGGUCAUUCUUGCCCGGGUUUGAUUAUUGGAUCGUAUGAGUGUUACCGUGCCCCCCCCCUCCGGCCCUUUGUGGAUUAAGGGAGGGAGCUGAUGAAUAAACACUUUCUACCUUGGUUGUAAAGCGUCCCGAAAAAAAUGUAAAGUUAUAUUUUCUCAAAUGUUACUGGAAAUACUACUCAAAGUGAAAAUGACUGCUAAUUUGCACAUUAUUUAAACCCGUACAGAUGAAACUCUGCAGGAGGUGUAAACUACAUAUCGUUUCUCAAUGGAAUCACACACGUGGUUAAAUAAAUGUGACUUGUUGUGAGCAAAGAGGUUUAUACUGUUGAAUAAAUAUUGCCUAAAGUG
Molecule: messenger RNA, 4199 nt
Organism: Lethenteron reissneri (Far Eastern brook lamprey)
Lineage: Eukaryota; Metazoa; Chordata; Hyperoartia; Petromyzontiformes; Petromyzontidae
Product: metalloendopeptidase OMA1, mitochondrial-like
Biological process (GO): protein quality control for misfolded or incompletely synthesized proteins; mitochondrial protein processing
Cellular component (GO): mitochondrial inner membrane
Molecular function (GO): metalloendopeptidase activity
Source: RefSeq, a predicted model, not a curated record